Rotaria sp. Silwood1 is the source of this 1845-nucleotide messenger RNA. NCBI's taxonomy places the organism in Eukaryota, Metazoa, Rotifera, Eurotatoria, Philodinida, Philodinidae. The record is from the annotation of a GenBank genome assembly.
AUGAUGAAUUUGGAAUUGUUGGCUAACGAGUUAUUACUUGAAAUAUUCGAGUAUUUUCAUGCUAUAGAACUGCUUCGAACUUUUCAUUGUCUCAAUAAACGUUUUGACAGUCUGAUCUUUACUCAUUUUCGAACAUAUCGUCUCGAUUUUCGAACAGCAUCAAAACAAGAUUGUGAUAUUAUCUGUCAAGUAAAUCUUCCAUUAAUUAUCGAUGAAGUUAUUUCACUUGGUCUCUCCAAUGAUGAUGAAAUUCCUCAACAAAUUGAUUUAUUUCGUUCCUAUGGUUGGACACUCAAUCAUUUCCAAAAUCUUUCUUCACUUUCAUUAGAUCAUAUUCGUUCAGGCGAGAUAAUUUGUGAAAUUUUAUCCGAAUGUCCUCAACUUAAACAUUUGAAUUUGACUUCAUGUUAUUUUGGAUGUCAACAAGAUGAUAUUCUUCGUUUUGUCAAUUGUGUUUGGAGUUUACCUAAACUGAUAUAUUGUUAUUUGAACAUGAAUUUUAAAUACGGAUUCCAAAUGCCAAUAUCGACCAAUGUUUCAUCGUCAUUGGAACAUUUAUCAGUCUUAGGUGUUUCUUACCGCGUUGACCAAUUAACUCAUCUUUGUGAGCGUACACCUCGUCUUCGAUAUUUUUCAUUAGAGUUAUCGAGUACUUAUUCUGCUGAAGUACUACAAACAUCACUUUCAUCAUUAACUGAAUUAAAUCUUGUUUUUGUUGGUUCACAACAUGGUAUUAUAGAAACUGUGUUGCAAUACGUGCCAAACGUAUGUCGGUUGAAGAUCGAAACAAUGUAUUUUGAUAUGAAUGGACAUGAAUGGGAACAGAUUAUUCGUAAUUAUUUACCGAAAUUAAAAGUAUUUCAAUUGAAAAUGAGAUUCGAAGUUAGGAGUGAGAAAUAUAAAACCAAAUAUUUGAACUCAUUUCGAACUCGAUUUUGGCUUGAAGAACACCAAUGGUUUGUUCGAUAUCAUUAUAAUCCAGAUGAUAGUUCCAAUAUGAUUUGUCUCUACACUUUACCGUAUAGUUUUUCUUAUCUUGAUAUUUUCUUUCCUGUUCAUUUCGAAUCGACUUGUCUUAAGGAUGAUGAUUAUUCUUCAUAUAAUCAUGUUCAACAUUUAGUUUAUCGUUCUUCUUUAACUAACAACAUGAUUGAAUCUGAUCUUAAUUUUCCGAAUUCAACUUAUCUUUCAGUAACACUUCCUGUUAACAAUCAUUUAUUAUCAGUAAUUCCAAACCUUUAUCGAUUAACUUCAUUGGAAGUAUCACGAUCGAAAAAUAUGUCGGAUGUUGAUGCUCAGUUACAAUUGCAAAAUAUACUUGAUCAUGCACCUCAUCUCUAUUCGUUGAAAUUUAACUCAUGGCGAGAAGGGCAGUUUCUUAAUCGAAAUUCUUCACUGAUUGAAAAGUUGACACCAAUAGUCUUGAAAACUCGAUCAAUUCGACAAGUUAAUCUACGAGGUUAUGAUUGGUGGUUCAAUGAUGAAGAAUGUGUUCAUAUACGUGAUUCAUCAUUGAUAAAAUACUGUGAAAUACUUUCUAUCAAAGUUCAAAAUCGAAUGAAUUUACUUUAUCUCAUCAAUUCAUUGCCUAACCUUCGAGCAUUGAUUGUUCAAUCUCGAGAUGAUAAUUGGAGUUGGAGCAACUAUUCUUCGUCAGUCGAUGAUCAGUAUGUUCAAUGGUUACAACAGAACUUAUCAUCAAUGUGUUCAAUUAAACGAGACUCUCGUUUCGUUCAUUAUAUUCGAAUAUGGAUUCAUAGUGAAACAUUUUGUCCAACAUCAAUCAAUCUUGGAUCCGAAGUUGGAGAAGUCAAGUCAUGGGCUACGAAAAAAAUUGUCAAUUAA